GGUCCUCGGGGCCCUAGCGGGAGGAAGUGGAGCUGUCUGUCGGUUCCGCGCUUGUCGGCCUCUCAACGUGGAGCCAUGGGAGGCUUGGAGAAGAAGAAGUAUGAACGAGGCUCUGCCACCAACUACAUCAGUCGAAACAAAGCCCGGAAGAAACUGCAGCUAAGCUUGCCUGACUUCAGGCGAUUAUGUAUCCUGAAGGGCAUUUAUCCCCAUGAGCCCAAACAUAAGAAGAAAGUUAACAAGGGCUCCACAGCAGCCCGAACUUUUUACCUUAUCAAAGACAUCAAGUUUCUCCUUCAUGAACCCAUUGUCAACAAGUUCCGGGAAUACAAGGUAUUUGUUCGGAGGCUUCGGAAAGCCUAUGGGAAGAGCGAGUGGAACACUGUAGAGCGCUUAAAGGACAAUAAGCCCAGUUAUAAACUUGACCAUAUCAUCAAGGAGCGGUACCCCACAUUCAUCGAUGCUCUGCGGGACCUGGAUGAUGCCCUAUGCAUGUGCUUCCUCUUUUCUACCUUCCCACGAACAGGCAAGUGCCAUGUGCAGACCAUUCAACUAUGCCGCCGGCUUACUGUAGAAUUCCUGCACUAUAUCAUCACUGCCCGUGCUCUGCGCAAGGUCUUCCUGUCCAUCAAAGGCAUUUACUACCAGGCUGAAGUGCUGGGGCAGCCCAUCGUGUGGAUCACACCCUAUGCCUUCUCCCAUGAUCACCCAACAGAUGUGGACUACAGAGUCAUGGCCACCUUCACUGAGUUCUACACCACCUUGUUGGGCUUUGUCAACUUCCGCCUCUAUCAGUCCCUCAACCUCCACUAUCCCCCAAAGCUCGAGGGUCAGGCCCAAGCAGAGAUGAAGGACAGUGAGGGCGUCUAUGCAUUGGACUCUGAGAGCUCUAUGGAGAAACUAGCAGCCCUCAGUGCCAGCCUAGCCCGUGUGGUGGUACCUGCCACAGAGGAGGAGGCUGAAGUGGAUGAAUUUCCUGCUGAUGGGGAGAUGGCAGUGCAGGAAGAGGAUCGCAGGAAGGAGCUGGAGGCACAGGAAAAGCACAAGAAGCUCUUCGAGGGCCUAAAAUUCUUCCUGAAUCGUGAGGUACCCCGUGAGGCUCUGGCCUUCAUCAUCAGGAGUUUUGGGGGGGACGUGUCCUGGGACAAGUCUCUGUGCAUUGGAGCCACCUAUGAUGUCACAGACUCCUGCAUUACCCAUCAGAUUGUUGAUCGACCUGGACAGCAAACCCCUGUCAUUGGCAGGUACUACAUACAGCCACAGUGGGUGUUUGACUGUGUGAAUGCCCGACUCCUCCUCCCUGUGGCAGAAUACUUCCCUGGGGUGCAGCUGCCCCCACACCUUUCACCUUUCGUGUCUGAGAAGGAAGGAGAUUACAUCCCACCUGAGAAGCUUAAGCUGCUGGCUUUGCAGCGGGGAGAGGACCCAGGAAACUUGGAAGAGUCUGAAGAGGAAGAAGAGGAGGAGGAAGAAGACAUUGAAGGUGAUGGCAAUGAAGGGGGAGAAAAUGAAGAGGAGGAGGAAGAUGCGGAGGCUGCUUCAGAAAAGGAGGAAGAGGCCCAUCUGGCAGCCCUGGAGGACAAGAGGAUGGAGGCAAAGAAGCCCAAGGUGAUGGCAGGCACUGUGAAACUGGAAGAUAAGCAACGACUGGCCCAAGAGGAGGAAAGUGAAGCCAAGCGUCUGGCUAUUAUGAUGAUGAAAAAGCGGGAGAAGUACCUUUACCAAAAGAUCAUGUUCGGCAAGAGGCGCAAAAUCCGAGAGGCUAACAAACUGGCAGAGAAGCGGAAAGCCCACGACGAGGCUGUAAGGUCUGAGAAGAAGGCCAAGAAGGCGAGGCCUGUUUGAGUGCCAAUGGAGGCCAUGUUCUGGCAGCUGGAGAAGACAGUGACAGGCCAAGGGACCGCUUUUUAUUCCCUUCCUUCUCCCUGACAGCUCUGGUGUCUUUUCACUCUGACAGGGUUUAUGGGCAGCCCUGGCCUCCUUUCUGCUGGUGGCUGGGCAGAGAGAGGUUCUAGAGCCUGAUCGGCCCUUCACUUGCUGCCUCUGUUUUCCUUGGCAACCCCCACCAUAUGUCGACCUGUGAUUCUCAGAGUGCUGUGAUAGGGUGAAGAUGGGGGAACUUUUGUUAUUUUGUUAUUAAACACUGAACUUCGGCAAUCAA
Messenger RNA from Marmota flaviventris (yellow-bellied marmot), 2161 nucleotides. RefSeq names its product pescadillo ribosomal biogenesis factor 1 (gene Pes1). Gene Ontology annotation, molecular function: RNA binding. The record is from RefSeq and is a predicted model, not a curated record. Gene Ontology annotation, biological process: ribosome biogenesis; maturation of LSU-rRNA from tricistronic rRNA transcript (SSU-rRNA, 5.8S rRNA, LSU-rRNA). Gene Ontology annotation, cellular component: PeBoW complex; nucleolus. NCBI's taxonomy places the organism in Eukaryota, Metazoa, Chordata, Mammalia, Rodentia, Sciuridae.